Spinacia oleracea (spinach) is the source of this 821-nucleotide messenger RNA. RefSeq lists its product as uncharacterized. The coding region runs from base 176 to 607 and encodes 143 amino acids. The record is from RefSeq and is a predicted model, not a curated record. NCBI's taxonomy places the organism in Eukaryota, Viridiplantae, Streptophyta, Magnoliopsida, Caryophyllales, Amaranthaceae. The transcript has a single exon.
CUAACCAAAUUAAUUCCUUUGCCCAAAAAAUACAAACUCUCAACAAACUGAAUAAAGGAUCCCCUUUAUCAAAACAUUAAAUUAAAUAGUUUCAUAUAUAUAAAGCCGUUCAAACCCAUCUUCCUCGCAAGUCACAACCCCAAUACUUCCAACGCAAAAGAAACCCGUUUAAAAAAUGUCAGCCCAGUUCAUUGAAAGGCACCGAGAAAAUGCAGAAAUAUUCAGCGGUUCCGAUCUGUGCAAACAAAAAUCAAUAGAACUGUUGGUAGAGCUGAACAUGCCAAACGGUCUUCUUCCAAUGGACGAUAUUGAGGAGGUUGGGUAUAACCGUUCGACCGGGUUCGUGUGGUUGACCCAAAAAAAGGCGAUCCAACACCGAUUCACCAAGAUUGGUAAACAAGUAUCCUACGAUACUCAUGUGACUGCUUUUGUUGAGAACCGUAAGAUGAAAAAGCUUCAUGGAGUCAAAGCUAAGGAACUCUUGAUCUGGAUUACUCUUAAUGAGAUCUCAAUCGAUGAUCCUAGUUCUGGUAAAAUUGUCUUUGGUACCCCUACUGGUAUUUCCCGUUCUUACCCAAUUUCUGCGUUUGAGGUGGAGAACAAAUGAUCCAUCAAAAUGCUAGAUCAUUUAGUGGCAAAGUGAGAUAUAAGGGGUACUUACAAGUUCAUUAUCGCGUUAAGAUUUAGUGAAUUUUGGGUAAUCGUUUGUUAACCCACUUUCUUAUCUUAUUUGAUUAUACCACGGAAAUAUAGUUGUAAUAUGUAUGCUUCCAUGUUUAUGGAAUACUUUAAGUUAAUGAAAUAAUUUAAGUUUGAGUUUA